Molecule: messenger RNA, 504 nt
Organism: Haemonchus placei
Lineage: Eukaryota; Metazoa; Nematoda; Chromadorea; Rhabditida; Trichostrongylidae
Source: the annotation of a GenBank genome assembly
UUGACGAAUACGGCAAUUAGUGUUACUCAAAUUGGUACGGCAGACGUCAUGCAACAACUGUUUCAAGGUGAUAUCCAAGGAAAAGGAUGGGAUUAUCAUCGUACGGCUCGAAUGGCAGCCAUUGGAUUUGUGAUGGGACCGAUGCUUCACGGCUUUUAUCGCAUCUUGGAUUCGAGGUCAUUUCGUGGUGGACGGCAAAAAGUCGUCCUAAAAAAACUUUGUUGUGAUGCCAUUUGUAUGCCGAUAUUCUCAUGCACAUUCAUAACAGUGGGCGGUCUUCUGGAAGGAUCCUCAUUUUCAACAGCAUUCUCAGAGUAUAGAAAAAAGAUGUGGCAUAUUUUCAAGGUGGACGUGUCAAUUUGGCCACCAGCACAAUUAAUUUCAUUCUGGUUUUUACCGCCGUCGGUUCGGGUUAUUUAUGUGAAUAUUGUAUCAUUGAUGUAUAAUUGUAUUAUGUCGUAUAUAAAAAAUAAUGACGUCACUGAAAUUAAAAAAUCAAUAUAA